This is a messenger RNA of Daucus carota subsp. sativus, 1831 nucleotides long. Its product is annotated as berberine bridge enzyme-like 22. The coding region runs from base 42 to 1631 and encodes 529 amino acids. NCBI's taxonomy places the organism in Eukaryota, Viridiplantae, Streptophyta, Magnoliopsida, Apiales, Apiaceae. The record is from RefSeq and is a predicted model, not a curated record. Gene Ontology annotation, molecular function: FAD binding; oxidoreductase activity. The transcript has 2 exons.
AUAAAUUGCUAGAAAUUGAACGUUAAGAUCACAAACACAAAAUGAACCUCAUCAACUUGAUCUUUCUCCUCCUUGCAGCAGUGUUAGCAACAUGCAAUGCAACACAUGAAGCAUUUCUAGAGUGCAUGUCCUUCCACACUACAAAAUCUAUCAACACUUCUGACCAUAUCCUGGCACCCGGCUCACCUGCAUAUUCCUCGCUUAUGAAGUCAUCUCAGCAGAACCCGAGAUGGCUCAAUUCCACAACCCGAAAGCCUCUCAUUAUAACUCCUUAUACAGAUAUUGAAGUUCAAGCUUCGAUACUUUGCAGCCGAAAACAUGGCCUGGAAGCUAGAAUACUGAGCGGUGGUCAUGAUUAUGAAGGGCAAUCGUACAGAAGCAAAGCCCCUUUCAUCAAUAUUAACCUCAUAAAUCUCCGAGAGGUCCGGGUGGAUACAGACGAGGAGACAGCAUGGGUGCAAUCCGGGGCGACACUAGGAGAAUUGUACUAUAACAUUGCGAAGAAAAGUAAUGUUCACGGGUUUCCAGCGGGGGUGUGUCCUAGUGUAGGCAUUGGUGGCCACUUAAGUGGGGGAGGUUUCGGUAGCUUGGUGAGAAAAUAUGGACUUGCAGCCGAUAAUGUAAUCGAUGCAUACCUGAUUGAUGUGUAUGGAAGAAUCCUUGACAGAGAAACGAUGGGAGAAGAUUUAUUUUGGGCAAUCAGGGGAGGAGGUGGAGCCAGCUUCGGAGUCAUUAUAUCUUGGAAAAUCAAGUUGGUUCGAGUUCCAGAAGUGGUGACAUACUUUAAUGUUGACAAGAAGCUAGACCAAGGAGCCUUGGAGCUUGUUCACAGGUGGCAAUAUGUGGCGCACAAGCUACCUGAAGAACUCUUCAUCAGGAUUAUCACGCAGAAUGUUGGACAGGGUAACGAGAAGACGGUACAAGCUUCGUUUCAGUCACUGUUUCUUGGGGAAGUCAGUGAGCUGAUACCAAUGAUGGGGGAAUGGUUUCCUGAAUUAGGUCUAAGAGCGGAGAAUUGCACAGAAAUGACAUGGAUGGAAUCUGCACUAUCGUUUGCAGGUUAUCUUAAAGAUGAUUCCUGGGAUGUUUUCCUGACCAGAACAGAUCAUUACCAGAGCAAUUUUAAGGCAAAAUCAGAUUAUGUGACUGAACCGAUACCUAAAAGUGCGCUGGAAGGAGCGUGGAAACAAUUUUCGGCUGAAGAAUCAGUAUUUAUGAUAAUGGAACCCUUUGGAGGAAGGAUGGACAAGAUUUCAAAAUCUAAGAUUGCCUAUCCACAUCGAAAAGGGAAUUUGUACAACCUGCAGUAUAUGGUGAAAUGGGACGUAAAUACUGCUGAGGCAACGAAGAAGCAUAUGCAGUGGAUCAGGAAGCUUUAUAAGUACAUGAAGCCAUACGUCUCCCACUCCCCGAGAGCAGCUUACCAGAAUUAUAGGGAUUUUGACUUGGGGAUCAAUAAGCAGCCGAACACGACAUACAAUGAAGCAGCACAGUGGGGAAAGAAGUACUUCAAGAGCAACUUCAGAAGACUGGCAAAAGUAAAGACCAAGGCCGAUCCACUUAAUUUUUUCAGGCAUGAGCAAAGCAUUCCGCUUAUCAGCAAAGUAAAAGAUCACCAUUUUGAUCAGUAAAUGAAACUGCAAAUCCGCGUGUCAUAAGAAAUUCCUGUUCAGAAACAUGUCAAAUUCGUGUGGUAAAAUAAAUAAAUAUGCAAGUUAUGUAAAACGAGACAUAUCAUGAUCAGGUUAAUCGAGUCAUGUUUGUGUCAUUUUCAUAUUUGGUCUCUGUAAUCGAAAUGAAAUUUAGAAAAUAAUUAAGUCAAUUCGGAUCA